CAAGCGAGAAAAAACGUCGAGUAAAACACACCGGCCACCAUCUAGACCGUUGUUUCAGAUACAGAGACACCCUUUGUUUCCUCAUUUUUUUCACUUCCAAAAGCAUCAUUAAUUCCUUUGACUCAAACUCUCAUCUCCCAGAUUUCCCUCAAAUGAAACUCAGUCUCGUUUUAAACGCAAACCCCAAAACAUACACUUUAGUCCCAUUCAUUUCUUUCCCUUCAAAGUCGAAGAACCAAUUUUUCUUGUUGAAAUCACCCGUUUCUGCAAAACCUUCUCCUUGUUUCAUUCCACUUUGCUCGUCCAAUCGUUCUACCAAUUCAACUUUGAAGAUAACAAGUUUCAAGGCCAAUGGAUUCCCCCAAACAUCAAAAAUCAAUCUUGGAGAAGAAUCUAAUGAAAAUUACAAUGUGGGAGUUGGGAACCCAAUUCUCCCAACUUUCAUUUCAACUCAAAAGAUGAGAUUAAGUGAUCAGGCCUUCUAUCUGUUGGCUUUUAUUGCUUGUACGGCAUCUGUGGGGUUUACAAGUAUGGUCAUUGCAGCUGUUCCAACUCUCGCUGCAUUUGGAAGAGCUGCGGUUUCUCUUUCCAAGCUAGCAGAUACAGCACGAGAGGAGCUUCCCGGCACCAUGGCUGCGAUCAGGCUUUCAGGCAUGGAGAUCAGUGAUCUUACACUCGAACUAACUGAUUUAAGCCAAGAGAUUGCAGAUGGUGUCAACAAAUCGGCUAAAGUCAUGCAGGCUGCUAAAGCUGGAAUUCGGCAGAUCGGUUCACUUGCUCACCAGCAGACAAUGUCGAUGAUUCAAGAACGGGCUAGUUUGCCUGUCAUCUCUUUACAGCCUGUUGUUGCCGGGGCUGCCAGAAAAACUUCUCAUGCUGUCGGCCAAGCCACAAAGGCUAUAAUGAACAUCAUAAAUCAAGGAGAAUCGAGCUCGGAGAACGACUACGAUAGCAGCAUUGACGGGUGAUGUUAGAAGUGCUACACAAUGGAAACCAACCAUCCCAACUCCUUGAACUUCAGCUUUGUCAAGGAUUUUGUAUAUGCUGCAAAUCAUGCAACUUGUUGCACUUGCUAAAUUCAUUUGUUUUAGAGAUGAAAAACUAGGUACAU
This is a messenger RNA of Hibiscus syriacus, 1111 nucleotides long. RefSeq lists its product as uncharacterized. The transcript has 5 exons. The record is from RefSeq and is a predicted model, not a curated record. NCBI's taxonomy places the organism in Eukaryota, Viridiplantae, Streptophyta, Magnoliopsida, Malvales, Malvaceae. Bases 153 to 968 code for a protein of 271 amino acids.